This is a messenger RNA of Lolium perenne, 1257 nucleotides long. RefSeq lists its product as uncharacterized. The record is from RefSeq and is a predicted model, not a curated record. Lineage: Eukaryota; Viridiplantae; Streptophyta; Magnoliopsida; Poales; Poaceae.
GUGCCAGGCUGCCAGCUUAUCUUACCAAAAAUGCUCAAAGGAAAACGAAGGCCUGUCACUGAGCAUUGCCAAAGCCAGAGCCAAGUCCCUUUCGCCCCAUUGCUUUCUCUGCCUCUCCACAUGCUAUGCGCUCGUCAUCUCUUGCUUCACUUCACUAGUUGAUCACUCCACAGCCACCACUGUACCGUACGUGCUCCAAGUUCCAACAAUGGAGACCGAGUGGCAGAGGGAUCUCGCCGGCCUCGGGUUCGCCGGCAUCGGCCGCGAUAUCAGCCGCGUGGUCCUGCGCGUCAUCCUCCCCAACUUCGCCAACGUGGGUCCCGCGUUGCUCUCCGCGCUCUUGCUCGCCGGCGCCGCCGUCUUCUGCUCCAUUUUCUCCCGCGUCGCCUCCUACCUCGACGACGGCACCAGCCUCCCCCGCCUCCUCGCCGACUCGGCCGCCCUCGGCCUCCUCAUCAGCGCCAUCCUCAGGCUCUUCCUCCUCUGCACCGCCGCCUACGCGCUCGCCGUCGCCUCCCUCUACCGCACGGGCGGCGACCUCCUCGCCGCCGAUCGCAUCCUUAAGGAGGACCUCCCCGUCCGCCCUCUCGUGCGGCUCCUCUGCACGUUCCUCCGCGUGGCGGCCCCAUAUCUCCCAGUGUCUACCGCCCUGUCCGUCGCGGCUCUGCUCGUGCUGGAGGACGAUAUCACGCUGCCGCUGCGGCUGCUGGGAUGGGCAACGGCGGCGUACGUCGCCACGGUGUGCCAGCUGGCCUGCGUGGCCUCAGUGCUCGAGGACACCGAUUUCUUCGGCGCCGUGCGCAGGAGCCGGGACCUCCUCGCCGGCAAGUUCUGGGCCGCCGCGUCCGUCCUCGUCACGCUCAACGGUUGCAUCAUCGCCGUGCUCGAGGUUUUCAAGGCGCUGGUACUUGACGACGCGCUGGACCUCGGCCUCGCGUUCCAGGUGACGGCGGCGGCGGCCGUGUUCGUGGCUCUGUGCGAGGUGCUCAUCGUCACGCUUGUGGUGCAGCCGGUGAUCUACAUGGUGUGCAUGAGCCACCACCUGGAGGUCGUCCACAAGGCCCACCACGACUAGGCUCGCCGUCGACGGCGACAACUAAUGGCGUGGAGCUGUAAGAGGCGCGGUGGACGGCGCCGCAGCCCGCAGGCCACUGCUGAUCCAGCAACUACUGCCGAGCUAGCUAUAUCUUGGAGAGUUUAGAAUAAUUAAGCUUUAUAUUCCACUAAUCAAGCUUUAUUUCUACUUAGCAUCAACAA